Messenger RNA from Schistosoma turkestanicum, 2843 nucleotides. NCBI's taxonomy places the organism in Eukaryota, Metazoa, Platyhelminthes, Trematoda, Strigeidida, Schistosomatidae. The record is from the annotation of a GenBank genome assembly.
CUAGGAUCGAAACGCGCGUAGUUUGGGCUUGGUGACACGACUGCAAACUUGGUUGUGCCUGUGUUUCCGAGACAGAUAUCGACUUAAGAUCAUUGAUUUGUACAUAAAUUUGAUGGGAUCUAAAACAACUUGCUUUAGCGGUCUCGGAUUUCCCUAUCCUUUAUAUGUUGUUGACGUUCUUGAUCGGAACUCUUUGGUUGUAGCUGGUGGUGGUGGUGCAGUAAAAACAGGUGUUCCUAAUCGGAUAGAUAUCAUCAAUCUCUACCGCAAUAGUCAAGAUGCCCCUACUCCUGUCGACGUACAGCAAUCUGGUGGUUUGGACACUGGCACAGAAGCUGUUAUGAGUUUGACUGUCAUUAAUCCUGGUGACGGUGGUUUUAUUGCCAGUUUAGAGGGUCAAAAGUGUGUAGAAUAUGUUGUACAAUCAAAAGUGAAUCCUGUCACCUCUUCGGAAAAGUUAUUACCUGUUGAAAACAAGGCUUCUGAAGAUGGCUUAGAAGAAACACACCUACGUCAUAGAUCAGGAAAGCAUUGUAAAGAGGAUAAAGAUUCUGAAUUGAAAACAACACCUACCGCAAAGGAGAAGACAUCUAAUAAGCACGAUAAAAAAUACAAUCUCAAUGAACCAAUACCUUUGGAAUGGGAAUUAACCAAAGUUCGUGAAUACACCCUCAUGGAACAGAUAUCUCGUUCAGCUGACGAUUCCGGCUCUGAAUCACCAUCGGGAUCUGCUACGAAAAGUCUGUCAGGAAUGCCUACAUGUGUUACACACGGUGGACCUGCUGGUACAUGGUUAGCUGUUGGCUCUGAUAAUGGCUCUGUUUUUCUAAUCAAUCGUUAUACUCAACAAAAUUGUUCUCUAAAUGAUAAACAAUUAGGUGACAAUUCAAGUCAGUCAUUAAUUCUAUAUCCGGAUGUUAGUGGCGGUUUAUCAACUGGUGUUUGUAGUAUGGCUUUUUCACAUACCUAUACCUAUAAACAAGAUAAUUCCACCUCUUAUCCUUUAUUGGCUACAAUAUGUGAUCGACCUGAUUGGAGUACAUUACGAGUAUGGUGUAUCAAUAGUAAUAAUCAUCAUCAUCAGAAUCAUAGUUCAAAAUCAUUUCCACUUUCAAAUGAUAUUAAAACAAAACAUUCAACAUUCAAUGCUCAACAACAACAACAACCGAUCAAAUUAAAAACUGCCAUUUCAAAACGAACUACUAAUCAUGAACGAGGUGUUCGUAUGAAAACUUUCUUGGCAAAUUUCAAUCAUGAUAAUAACAAUAAUAAUCAUAAUCAUAAUAAUAAUAAUUCACUUAAAAUUCAAGAUGAAAUUUUAUUUAGUCAAUCAAUGGAAAAGUAUCCGUAUGCUAUUGCUACUUAUAGUUCAUCAUCAUCAUCAUCCAGUGGGGGUACUUCAUCAACAACACCACCACCUUCACCAACGAAUAAAGCAGCGGCAACUUCAGCAUCAGCAGCAGGAGUAGUAACAUCAGAACGUUCAUCUGAUCGUUCUCAUUAUCGUUUUAGACAUUGUCAAUUUAUGAAAUAUUCACCCAAUUCUUCAAUUUCAUCAAAUCACCUAUCGUCAUCGUCAUCAUCAUCAUCAUCUCUGGAAGGUUUAAAGAUUAGUAAAAAUCCUACUGUUGAAUCUAUGCUUGUCACAACAAUUCAACCAUUGUGUGCUAAUCGUCGAAGUUUUAGUCGUUUAGUUGUAUGGUCAGUACCGCAUCCUUCAGAGACGGUAACCUGUGAUUCAUCUUCAUCGUUAUCAUUAUCAAAUAAUCAUAUUAAAAUGUAUCAACCAAUUCAGUUGAAUAUUUUUGCAGAAACUACUUUUCCUCAAGGACAUUUACCUGCUUGUCUAGCUGUUCAUCCAAGUCGAUCACGUGGUUUAAUUGGAGUCGGAACUAUGGAAGGACGUGUUGAUGUGUAUUUUUUAUCACCAACAAAUCAUUGUUUAUUGAAUAUUUACACCCUAAACAAUGCACAUCCAAUAUUUGUUACGGCAUUAACUUUUCUACGUGAAGAUAAUGCAUGUUUGCCAGUGAGAAGAACAACAAUGGAAAAAUUCCAAUCAUUGAACACUUUAAAAUCGGAUUCAUUCGAUUUGGUUAGUGUUAGUGUUGAUCGUCUUGUGAAAUGGCAUCAUGGUCCAACGUAUACAACUGUUGGUAAAUUGUCACGUGGUCUAAUCAAUUCAACGUAUCACAAUACUACUACUACUACUGCUACUAUUAAUUGGCUAAGAACUUUUAUCCAUCCUCGAAUGUUGACUCAAUUAAUUUGGCUAUUCAUUAUAUUAUUUCUACCCUUAUUAAUGGUAUUUCUUGAGACUGUAUUGUCUAAAUUUUAAAAUUCUUCUACUGUUACUACUAGUUUCCCCUUUUUUCAUUUAUUAUUGCCCUCCCUGUUGGUGUUACGGUUUCUAUGUUUGUUUCAUGUGUGCGGCCGUCCUCACUCUCUCUUUCUAUCUCUCCAUCAUAGUGUAUUUGUAUACAUCAAAGAAUAUAUAAAUAUUUAUAUAUAUAUAUACAUGUAUAUUUUAUCGCGUUCAGUUUACAGUGUAUGAAAUAACCGUCAUGUCUUUCAUGAAUUCAAUUCAUCUAAUCUCCUUUUACUGUAGUAAACAGUUCAUCAAAAAAAAAAACAAUUAUUUGUAAUCUUCUCUUAUCUUCUGUUGUAAUUAUCGCCUCUAAUCUAAUCUAAUCUAAUAAUAUACAUGUAUGUAUGUACAAUGUGUUCAAUUGUGAGUUGUCACAAUUAUUGAACAAGAAUUUCAAUUGAUCACUAAUUAAUUAACACAUUCAAUUGGGUUAUUCUUCUUAAAUUCUGUUCAGAUUAUUAUUAUUAUUAUAAUU